Ylistrum balloti is the source of this 2508-nucleotide messenger RNA. RefSeq names its product SH2 domain-containing protein 4B-like. The record is from RefSeq and is a predicted model, not a curated record. The transcript is spliced from 13 exons. Bases 298 to 1800 code for a protein of 500 amino acids. Gene Ontology annotation, cellular component: cytoplasm. NCBI's taxonomy places the organism in Eukaryota, Metazoa, Mollusca, Bivalvia, Pectinida, Pectinidae.
UCUUUUGACGGUAAAGGGAUACAGCUUCAGGAAGAAAAUGAACAUGGACUAGAUGAUGAAGACAAAGUUAUUCAUGGCCAGCUAAUUAACCAACGAAUACUAUUUAGAUUAGUGUGUAUGAUUUGAAUUUAAGUCACAUGCACUAGAUAAUUCUACGAUGUAGAGGACAAGUGGCCAAAGGGAGCAGCGAUUUGUCAAGGCCCAAGUCCUUGUUGACAAGUGACUGGUGAAUUUGUAUUGGUCAAGCUGACUAUAUACCCUGAUUAAUCAAUUUGAGCUCAGACACAAUUCGCCAAAAUGCUGCAACAGAUUUUGCAAGACAUGUACAUAGACCCAGAGCUGCUGGCCGAGCUCUCUGAGGAACAAAAACAGGUCUUGUUUGUUAAAAUGAGAGAGGAACAAGUACGCAGGUGGAAGGAGAGUGAAAAGAAGCUAGAAAUGGAAGACAGAAAAUCCCCCAGAAAGAGAAAACCAGGUAAAAAGGGAUUUGUAAAGUUCCUUGAAGGAAGUGAUGGACAAGAAUGGGUAUGGGUGAUGGGAGAACACCAAGGAGACAGGAGAAUUGAGGACAUUUUGGAGGAGGAGGCUAAGAAUGAAGCAUUCAGAAAGGCAGAGCUGGAAAUGGAUAAACUAAGACAACAGGAAGAGAUGGAUCUGAAGCAGCGAUUGGAACAAGAAGAGCGUGAGGUUGAACUUGCCAGGAAGAAAAUGGAAGAGGAUGUAAGACGGAAGAAGGAGGAAGCAGAAAUGUAUAAGUCGAUAAAGGAAGCAACCAUGGUGGCCAAACGAUUAGAGGAGGAGAAGAAGAAAGAGGAAAUGAAACGGGUGGAAAACCUGAGACUAAGAGCUUGCAAGAAAUGUGAAGAUCUCCAGCAGGUAUCAGACAACCUUACUUGUCAUAGCAAGACGCAGCAUGCCAUAGCUGAAGGCAGGAAUGUCAAUUCUUCUUCUGUUAAAAAUUCAUCUUUUGCCCAGGAGCGUCGUGUCUCCAUGGAAAAGGUCGAGAAGGCAAAACGCCGCCGUAGCAAUGAGCUGUAUGUACGAUGGAAGGAAAUGAGGCGACAGAUUGAGAAAACCGCAGAGGAGGAGUCAAAAGAGGUGGAGGACAACUGGCAUUAUAGAGAGAAACAGGCCAAAGAAGCAGAGAAACAGAUGCAGACCUUGGCUAAACGAGCCAGAGAGGAACAUCGUAAUUCUUUACGUCUCACAUCCGGUGUCAUCAAUGCUGCUUCAGCAUUCUCAGAGGGUGUUAAGCCUCCUCUUCCCCCAAAGCCCAAAUAUCUUACACAAAAUGCCUUGGCUAGUCAAAAUGGAACAAGUGGUAAUAAAGUAUCAAGGAAGAAGCGAAGUCUAAGACCUAAAAACAAAGAUGAUGUGGUCAAGUGGUUCCUGGAGGAGGAGAAACCACAGGGAGUUGGUAUAGAUCCCAAAACCAAGACCGUGGCUACCUGGUUCCAUGGUGUGAUAUCUCGAGUAGAUGCUGAGCUUAUGUUACAAUCCAAGACGCUAGGAGCAUUUCUUGUACGUGUCAGUGAGCGAGUUUGGGGAUAUACAAUAUCUUACCGAGCAGAAGAUCGCUGUAAACACUUCCUUAUAGACACGUCUGAUGCAGGCUACCAGUUCUUCGGUGCUAAUCAAGUCCUUCACGCAUCGCUUCAUGAACUUAUAGAAUUUCAUAAAAACAACCCAAUCACCGUAAUGGGAGGUGAGAAACUUCGGCACCCUGUAGGACAGUCUAAAGACCCACCAGAUUAUCAAGGUUUACUUCAAUCGAAGAUUCUGGAGAGUACUUCUCUAUAAACCCACCGUCAUUGUGUUGUUGUAGGACUUUCUGUGCCACACAUAUUUAAUCUCACAACAGUAACCAGCUGUUGUUAAGCCUUUCAAAACUGUUUUGUAUAAUAUGGUUUUUAUUUUUCAUGUUGGUAUUGGACCAUUUUGGAAAAAUCUUUAUAUUCGUAAUGCUUACAAUGCUGUUUUUUUAAGAACAAUUUCAUAUUUUCCCUAGAUUAUUUUUUCAAUCAUCGUUCUUUGUGUAAUUUUAAGAACAUUGUUCCCAUGUUUGGGAUGCUGAUAUCAGGCUUUAUGUGGCUCAUAUUUUAAUUUUUUUAUUUGGUAUUGUUAGUAGUAACACAAAAUGGAGGGGACCAGCAGCAAAACCUUAAUAAUCCAAGCAUACAGUGAUUUGUAUGGGGAGUGGAUUGAUAUGAGUCAGCUAGAUCUGGCAUACAUGUGAAAUACAAAAAGUUCAAAACUGUUUGAAUAUUCACUAGUUAAGGAAGGAAAUGAGCAGCCAUAUUAAAAAUUCUUUUUUUUUUUUUGUUUUGAUGAAUAUUUAAAGAGGUGUUUUUACCUCGGAACAUAAUAGAAUUGUGGACAUAUAUCAAUAUAAUCAUACAAGAACGCAUUUCUUUUGGUUUAUAUGACUUGUUCAUUGUUUAUCAAAAUAAAAUUUCCCACCUACUUCAUAUAUAAUUUGGUACAUGUUAAAAAUCAAAUUUGUCUACU